UCUGUGAAUUGUGCAAGUUUUUAUGGCAUUUAAAAUCUUUAAACAUCUAGCAAUUGUUUAACUACUUGGUGAAUCUAACGAUGGCGGCUUUCCCAGGAAGUAUAGCCUUUGAUGAAUACGGCAGACCUUUCAUAAUUCUGAGGGACCAGGAUAAACAAAAAAGACUUACAGGGAACGAUGCCUUGAAAUCGCACAUUUUGGCUGCGAGGUCAAUUGCCUCGACGCUAAAGACCUCUUUGGGACCAAAAGGUCUAGACAAGAUGAUGGUAUCAUCUGAUGGUGAUGUCACUGUUACUAACGAUGGGGCAACUAUUUUAAAAAUGAUGGAUGUGGAGCAUGAAAUUGGUAAAUUGAUGGUGCAAUUGUCACAGUCUCAAGAUGAUGAAAUCGGUGAUGGAACGACUGGAGUUGUUGUCUUAGCAGGUGCUUUAUUGGAGCAUGCAGAAAGUUUACUUGAUCGUGGAAUACACCCAAUUCGUAUCGCUGAUGGUUAUGAACUGGCUGCGCAAUGUGCUAUGAAGCAUCUUGAUAGCAUUUCAGAAGGUUUUCCUAUUUCCCAAAAUAAUCUUGAGCCAUUGAUCAAAGUGGCGAUGACGACUUUGGGAUCAAAAAUUGUUAACAAGUGCCACCGGCAGAUGGCUGAAAUGGCUGUCAAUGCUGUUAUGGCUGUCGCAGACUUGGAAAAGAAGGAUGUCAACUUUGAAUUGAUAAAAAUAGUGUGUAAGGAUGGUGGUCGAAUGGAAGAUUCAAUGCUUGUGAAAGGUGUUGUUAUUGACAAAACCAUGAGCCAUUCACAGAUGCCAAAAACAUUGAAGAAUGCCAAAGUUGCUAUUUUAACCUGCCCAUUUGAACCACCAAAGCCAAAAACUAAACAUAAGAUGGAAGUCAAGUCUGCUGAAGAUUAUAAUGAGCUCAGAAAAUAUGAGGCUGAGAAGUUCCAGGAGAUGGUUAAACAGGUUAAAGAUUCCGGUGCCACUUUAGCUAUUUGUCAAUGGGGCUUUGACGAUGAAGCAAAUCAUCUUUUACUUCAAAACAAUUUACCAGCAGUUCGUUGGGUUGGUGGACCAGAAAUAGAAUUGAUUGCCAUUGCUACUGGAGGUCGAAUUGUCCCACGAUUCGAAGAACUCACUCCUGAGAAAUUGGGACAGGCCGGAAUUGUUAGAGAAUUAGCAUUCGGAACAGCUAAAGAUAGGAUGUUGGUUAUCGAAGAGUGCAAUAAUUCAAGAGCUGUAACGAUUCUCUUACGUGGUGGAAACUCAAUGAUCAUCGCCGAAGCAAAACGAUCAAUACAUGAUGCUUUAUGUGUCGUCAGGUCUUUAGUUAAGGAUAAUAGAAUCGUUUUUGGAGGUGGUGCUGCUGAAAUCAGUUGCAGUCUUGCAGUCGCUAAAGAAGCAGAUAAGCUAUCGACUUUAGAACAGUAUGCGUUCCGAGCUUUCUCAGAAGCUUUGGAAUCUGUACCAUUAGCUUUAGCUGAAAACAGCGGUCUGAGUCCGAUUCACACAUUAUCAGAAGUAAAAUCUCGUCAAGUGGCUGAAAACAAUCCUGCUCUUGGAAUUGACUGCAUGUUCAAUGGUCAGUUUGAUAUGAAAAAACAAAACGUCAUCGAAUCUCUCCACAGCAAGAAGCAACAGUUGGUAUUAGCUACACAAUUGGUUAAGAUGAUUUUAAAAAUCGAUGAUGUCAGGUCACCUGCUGACCAAUAAUUGAUACAAGUCUUAUAGCAACCAAAAUCAAUGACACUUAUUAUCACAAAUUGCAUUUGAAUUUUUGAACACUAAUCAUUUUAGCUUUUGGCAA
Messenger RNA from Ctenocephalides felis (cat flea), 1797 nucleotides. Its product is annotated as T-complex protein 1 subunit epsilon-like. The record is from RefSeq and is a predicted model, not a curated record. Gene Ontology annotation, biological process: protein folding. Gene Ontology annotation, cellular component: chaperonin-containing T-complex. The transcript has 10 exons. Bases 81 to 1703 code for a protein of 540 amino acids. Gene Ontology annotation, molecular function: ATP-dependent protein folding chaperone; ATP hydrolysis activity; ATP binding. Lineage: Eukaryota; Metazoa; Arthropoda; Insecta; Siphonaptera; Pulicidae.